AGCGCGCAGCUCGCCAGUCCCUCAGUUUGCCCGGCGCCAGGGGAGGGUCGGAAGGCAUCUCCAGGGCCCGUGGGCUCUGCGAAGCGGGGAAGAGGUUCUGGAGGGGAAUGGUACAUCUGGAUUCCAGCGGCCGCGGCUCGGCGCCAGAUCCCGGACUGUAGAAAUUUGGGGGGAGGGGAGAGCGAGAAGGAGCGAGGCGAGCGCCUGAGAGAGGCAGCGCGCAGCACGCACGGCCAGGGGCUGCCGGGUGCCGCGCGGAGAAAAUGUAAGCGCGUGGAGUCUAGCUGGCCUCCGAGCACCAUGCAGAAGGGGAUCCGGCUGAACGACGGCCACGUCGCGUCCCUGGGACUGCUGGCGCGCAAGGACGGCACGCGCAAGGGCUACCUGAGCAAGCGGAGUUCGGACAACACAAAAUGGCAAACCAAGUGGUUCGCGCUGCUGCAGAACCUGCUCUUCUACUUCGAGAGCGACUCGAGCUCGCGGCCCUCGGGGCUCUACCUGCUGGAGGGCUGCGUCUGCGACCGCGCGCCCUCUCCCAAGCCUACGCUCUCGGCCAAGGAGCCGCUGGAGAAACAGCAUUAUUUCACGGUUAACUUCAGCCACGAGAACCAGAAAGCCUUGGAGCUGAGGACAGAGGACGCCAGGGAUUGUGAUGAGUGGGUGGCAGCCAUCGCUCACGCCAGCUACCGGACCCUGGCCACGGAGCACGAGGCAUUGAUGCAGAAGUACUUGCACCUGCUGCAGAUCGUGGAGACUGAGAAGACGGUGGCCAAGCAGCUGCGGCAGCAGAUCGAGGAUGGGGAAAUUGAGAUUGAGCGGCUGAAGGCAGAGAUCGCAUCCCUGCUCAAGGACAAUGAACGCAUCCAGUCCACCCAGACUGUCACCCCCAGCGACGAAGACAGUGACAUCAAGAAAAUCAAGAAGGUGCAGAGCUUCCUGCGGGGCUGGCUGUGCCGGCGCAAGUGGAAGACCAUCAUCCAGGACUACAUCCGGUCGCCGCAUGCCGACAGCAUGCGGAAGAGGAACCAGGUGGUGUUCAGCAUGCUGGAGGCCGAGGCCGAGUACGUGCAGCAGCUGCACAUCCUUGUCAACAACUUCCUGCGCCCACUGCGGAUGGCCGCCAGCUCCAAGAAGCCUCCCAUCACGCACGACGAUGUCAGCAGCAUCUUCCUGAACAGCGAGACCAUCAUGUUUUUGCACCAGAUCUUUUACCAAGGCCUGAAGGCCCGCAUCUCCAGCUGGCCCACUCUGGUCCUUGCCGACCUGUUCGACAUCCUGCUACCAAUGCUCAACAUCUACCAGGAGUUCGUCCGCAACCACCAGUACAGCCUGCAGAUCCUGGCGCACUGCAAGCAGAACCGCGACUUCGACAAGCUGCUGAAGCACUACGAGGCCAAGCCCGACUGCGAGGAGAGGACGCUGGAGACCUUCCUCACCUACCCCAUGUUCCAGAUCCCCAGGUAUAUCCUGACGCUGCACGAGCUCCUGGCCCACACCCCUCACGAGCACGUGGAACGCAACAGCCUGGACUACGCCAAGUCCAAACUGGAGGAGCUGUCCAGGAUAAUGCACGACGAAGUAAGUGAAACAGAGAACAUCCGGAAGAACCUGGCCAUUGAGCGCAUGAUCAUUGAAGGCUGUGAAAUCCUCCUGGACACCAGCCAGACCUUCGUGAGACAAGGAUCCCUCAUCCAGGUGCCCAUGUCUGAAAAGGGCAAGAUCACCAGGGGGCGCCUGGGGUCUCUGUCCCUCAAGAAAGAGGGCGAGCGACAGUGCUUCCUGUUUUCUAAGCAUCUGAUCAUCUGUACCAGAGGCUCUGGUGGGAAGCUUCACCUGACCAAGAAUGGAGUCAUAUCCCUCAUUGACUGCACUUUAUUGGAGGAGCCAGAAAGCACGGAGGAAGAAGCCAAAGGAUCCGGCCAAGACAUAGACCACCUGGAUUUUAAGAUCGGGGUGGAGCCAAAGGAUUCCCCAUCCUUCACUGUCAUCCUUGUGGCCUCGUCCAGACAGGAGAAGGCGGCGUGGACCAGUGACAUCAGCCAGUGUGUGGAUAACAUCCGGUGCAAUGGGCUCAUGAUGAACGCAUUUGAGGAAAAUUCCAAGGUCACUGUGCCGCAGAUGAUCAAGUCCGACGCCUCCUUAUAUUGUGAUGACGUGGACAUUCGCUUCAGCAAAACCAUGAACUCCUGCAAAGUGCUGCAGAUCCGGUAUGCCAGCGUGGAGCGGCUGUUGGAGAGGCUGACGGACCUGCGCUUCCUGAGCAUCGACUUCCUCAACACCUUCCUGCACUCCUAUCGCGUCUUCACCACUGCCGUCGUGGUCCUGGACAAGCUCAUCACCAUCUAUAGGAAGCCCAUCAGCGCCAUCCCCGCCAGGUCAUUGGAGCUCUUGUUCGCCAGUGGCCAGAACAGCAAGCUCCUGUACGGCGACCCCCCCAAGUCACCACGCGCCACCCGCAAGUUCUCCUCACCCCCACCCCUGUCCAUCACCAAGACGUCAUCCCCGAGCCGCCGGCGGAAGCUCUCCCUAAACAUCCCCAUCAUCACGGGCGGCAAGGCCCUGGACCUGGCCGCCCUCAGCUGCAACUCCAACGGCUACACCAGCAUGUACUCGGCCAUGUCGCCCUUCAGCAAGGCCACGCUGGACACCAGCAAGCUCUACGUGUCCAGCAGCUUCGCCAGCAAGAUUCCAGAUGAGGGCGAUAUGAGCGCUGAGAAGCCCGAAGAAUACUCAGCUCCCAGCAAGCAGA
Molecule: messenger RNA, 2749 nt
Organism: Physeter macrocephalus (sperm whale)
Lineage: Eukaryota; Metazoa; Chordata; Mammalia; Artiodactyla; Physeteridae
Product: ras-specific guanine nucleotide-releasing factor 1
Exons: 15
Biological process (GO): intracellular signal transduction
Cellular component (GO): cytoplasm
Molecular function (GO): protein binding; guanyl-nucleotide exchange factor activity
Source: RefSeq, a predicted model, not a curated record